AAACCUCUAUAAAAAUGUCCGAGGAUAUAAAUCCUGCUGUUAUUAAGCACACCCAAGAAACAUUGGGUAAAUAUGUGAAGAAACCACAUUUAACGGAAAAACUUUUACGAAAGCCACCAUUUCGUUUUCUACAUGAUGUUUUUACUGUGGUAAUCCGGGAUACAGGUUGUUUUGAGGGCCUGUACACGGCGGAUGAAUUGAAUUCCGACAAUAUUAAAGAUCGUGAGGAUAAAAUGCGUUUUCUACAAAAAAUGAUUGAUGUUGUGCGAAUUUGCACAAAUGUUCCGCUUACGGUAAAAACUUCGAAAAUUGUGGCUGGCCAUGAGGCAGAGAAGACGAAUGAAUUACUCCAGUUAAUGGGUAAAAUUAUAGAAAAUAAAUUAAAUUGGCAACCGGCUGUGGAACAGGUACUCAAAGGAAAAGAUCCGAAAUCCAGCGAAAAACCUAAAGAAAAAUCAAAAGAUAAAGAAUCCUCGAAGACAAAGGAUGCCACAAAAGGUAGUAAAGUUUCCAGUAAAACUAGCAAACAAGCAACCGUGGCCAAGGAAGAGAAACCAAAACGUUCCAAGGAAAAGGAGAAGACAUCCUCUACCACUAAAGAAAAAACCUCCUCAAAGACCAAAGAGAAGGAGAAAAUCCCGACUAAAUCCAAAGAAUCGGCUAGUAAAAAAUUGAAUAAAACCGAUUCCCAGAACAGCAAUAAAACCGCAUCACCUAUUGGUGAAGUGAAAACGAAGAAGAAGGAGGAGACUUCUAAGGUCGUAAAUGAAGCACCUCAAUGUUCCCACGAGGAAGAGGAGAAGAUGAAAGAGGAUGAAGUAAAGCCAACUGAAGUGAUUCGCAAAAAUAGUCUAAUGGGAGAUGCCGUAAAUGUAGAUCAUUUAAGUGCUGAAACUAAAGCUCUGGAAUCGCUCGAUGCAAAGCCAGAUAAGGAUCCACCUGAAUUAAAACCCUCCCGAACCAGUAGUGGUAAAAGUUCAGGAGGAAAAUCUAGAAAAGCCAAGAAAGAAAAUAAGGAAAUGUCGCCGGCAAAGGAAGAUCUACAGAAAUUACCUUCACCUAACAAUGAAAAUACGGAUGAAAAUAAUAGGCAGGUGUCGGGAAAACUAAGACAACUGGAGGUGGAAAAUGUGGCUAAUGGCAAUGCGGUGGAACGAAAGAAAUCAUCAAGCAGAUCGCGUAAUAAAAUUCCGAACAGUGAGAACUCCUUUGAAAUUUCAAAGGAAACUAACAAUGCCGAACAAUUUUCGGCAACUCUGAAAGACCCCAUGGCAGAAUCACAACAAGAAAUUCAAACACCCAAAAAACAAAGCUCUGCCAAAAUACGCAGAGAAGAACCCAUGGAACCCAAAAAGCAACCCACACCACCAAGUCCCGUUAGGCCCCAGGAAACUAACCCUGAACCUUUACCAGUUGCCAUUGCAGCUGGUCUUGUCAAUCCCCCUGCCGAUCCGGUAAUCAAACGUGAAUCCACUUUUAUAAGAGAAAAUUCGAAAGAUUCAACGACCACAAAAACCAAUCGUCCACGAACUUCGCUAAGGCCACCAUCAGCAAGACCACCCUCUGCAAGGCCAGGUGCACCACGUAGACGUGAUCGUAAUAUUGAAAUUAUUCUUCAACCUAACGAUCAGAUAAAAAUGUCCGGCAUUCAAGUGAAAUUGGAAAAUUUUGGUGAUCUGGAUGAUGAUGGUGAAAAUUUGGUGAUUAUUGAAAAUCCGGAUGCUAUAAAUUCGGGGGAAUUAAGUGGAACAGAUAGUGCUUUGAAAUCGGAUCUGGAUAUUGCCGAUGCAACGGUGGAGCAGCAGGGACAUUUGGUACAACAAAUAUUGGAGACACAAAAGGAAUUGACUCAGCAAAAGGAUUUCAAUCAACAGAUUAAAAAUGAGAAGGACACAGUCAAUGGCAUGGUAAUGAAACAAACAUCCAUGAAUAAUUUACGCGAUGUCAUACAAAAUUUAACCAAGUCCAUUAAUCCUUUGGGUAAACUAAUGGAUUUUAUACCGGAAGAUAUUGAUGCUAUGCAGCUGGAGUUUACAAUGUGGCGGGAUACAUAUACCCAGGCCGCCAAUCAAUUGAAAAGGGAGAAGAGCCUCACCGAAUCCGCCACGGAACCAAUGAAAAAUCAAUUGCUACAAAUCGAAUCGAGCAUACAGGAAUAUAUGGAAAUGAUCGAUGCCAGCCGGGUUAAAAUUUUACAAAAUAAUGAAAAAAUAUUUAAAAUGUUAACACAUUCCUAAUUGAUUUGUUUAUUUUUGUUGUUGUUCUGUUGUUA
Musca vetustissima is the source of this 2272-nucleotide messenger RNA. It is a transcript of the gene IFT54, whose product is annotated as TRAF3-interacting protein 1. The coding region runs from base 15 to 2237 and encodes 740 amino acids. Gene Ontology annotation, molecular function: microtubule binding. Gene Ontology annotation, cellular component: centrosome; axoneme; ciliary basal body. NCBI's taxonomy places the organism in Eukaryota, Metazoa, Arthropoda, Insecta, Diptera, Muscidae. The transcript is spliced from 5 exons. Gene Ontology annotation, biological process: cilium assembly; intraciliary transport; regulation of microtubule cytoskeleton organization. The record is from RefSeq and is a predicted model, not a curated record.